GUGGGAACUCCCUGGGGACUUGGGACAAGGCAUUAGUCAGCCAUGAUCUCAGCUGGUCUGUGACACUCCCACUCCCAUUAGGGCCUGUCUGACAUCACCCGGAAAGGAAGUGAGGCUGAUGCAAUGGGACCAAGGCAGUUGGUAGGAGAAAGUUUAUUCAGUGCCCGACUGCCCUGGUCCAUACUCCACCUUUCCGAUAAGGAUCCAGUUCCUGGAGGAGUGGGGGAGGGGCUGAGUGGUGGCGCUGCCUCUUUGCACUAAACAUCCAACAGCAGGAAGGAGGUGCAGAAACCGACCCGCUUGGCGCUUGUGGGCAGGCUCCAGCAGGAGGCAGACUUGGAACCUUUUGUGCAGCCUGGGUCAAGCUCAAAUGGCAUGUCACAGUGGUUUCCUCACUAGAUCUCAGACAUGCGGCUGGCCCCAGGCCCUCUGCCAAGGGGUGCUAAUGUUUUAGAGGUUCCCCUCCCCUCUGCCCACUGGUGGCUGGGCUCCUGCUGUGCACCAGCCCUCACACUUCUCACCAUGCAGUGGGCCAGGGCCCUUUGCCAGGGUGAGGGGCAAAGUGGGCUUCCUUCUCCAGGACACACACAGGCCCACCUAAAGUGCCGGGACCGGGCUGUGCCGCUGCGGUAGUUUUACUGUGAGCGAGAGCCCUUUCCAAUGUCCCUUUCUCUUCCUGGCCCCGGGCUUUGUGCUUCAGUGCCUUGGUUUUAAGGUGCCCUUAGGGUCUCACCUGGACUGUCACAGUUGGGGCAGAGAGCAGCCUUUGCUGUCUCCAUCCCUGGCAUGCACAGCCUGGAGCAGUGAUGGGUUCUCUCAUCAGGCUCACGCUUUGUCGGUUUCCAAAGGCUACGCCAAAGGCCGCUUCUCAGAGCGGCCCACCCAGGGCUCACCUCUGUGCCUGUGGCAUGCCUUGCCGCAUGGGAUGGCUCCUUAAGGGUCCGUGCUGCCCCAUCUUUCAGGACGAGCCCGUGCAGUGGGAGACACCUGACCUUUCUCAGGCUGAGAUUGAGCAGAAGAUCAAGGAGUACAAUGGCCAGAUCAACAGCAACCUCUUCAUGAGCCUGAACAAGGACGGCUCCUACACAGGCUUCAUCAAGGUGCAGCUGAAGCUGGUGCGCCCUGUCUCCGUGCCUGCCAGCAAGAAGCCUCCCACCUUGCAGGACGCCCGGCGGGGCCCAGGGCGGAGCACAGCCGUGAGGCGCCGCACCUCCUUCUACCUGCCCAAGGAUGCUGUCAAGCACCUGCACGUGUUGUCACGCACGCGGGCACGCGAGGUCAUCGAGGCCCUGCUGCGCAAGUUCUUGGUGGUGGAUGACCCCCGCAAGUUUGCACUCUUUGAGCGGGCCGAGCGCCACGGCCAAGUGUACCUCCGGAAGCUGUCGGAUGACGAGCAGCCCCUGCGGCUACGACUCCUUGCGGGGCCCAAUGAGAAGGCCCUGAGCUUCGUGCUGAAGGAGAAUGACUCUGGGGAGGUGAACGCCUGCUGGUUUGGCCAUGCCUGCUGCAGCCUUUGCCACCCUCCUCCCUGCAGUGGGAUGCCUUCAGCAUGCCUGAGCUCCGCAACUUCCUGCGCAUCCUACAGCGGGAGGAAGAGGAACACCUCCGCCAGAUCCUGCAGAAGUACUCCUGUUGCCGCCAGAAGAUCCAGGAGGCCCUGCAUGCCUGCCCCCUGGGGUGACCUCUUAUACCCCUGGGUGGAAGGAGGAGCGUAGGCAGCACAGAGGGUGUGCCGUGUGAGUGUGACAGGGCCUGUCUGGCCUGAGGAAUGAGUGUGCAUGGAGGCCCUCAUCUGGCUGGCGGAAUGAACCCAGAGAGCAGCAAAGGAGCGGGCCCCCUGUGUCCACCCAUGGGUGUAGCAGAGCAUCGCUCUGCACCCUCUGCCCUUCGUGUACUGAGGCAUGGUGGACAGGGUUACAGCAAGGGUAGAGCAGACAGAAGUCUCCUUAAUUUGUGUCUCAGAUACGAGAAUCUUGGAGACCCAACCAACAGAAUAGGGUCAUGUUUGCAGGGAUGAAGACCCUCAGCUAUGGGGAAGGGUUGUAUGUCUGGGAUGGGGUCUCAGGACCAAUAGUGGGUGUUGAAGACCAGGCAGGCAGCGAGGAAGAAUGCAGGUUUCCCUCUGCAGUGCCCUGGGCUCUGGCACACCCUGGAGUCCGCGUGCUGCUGCCACUGCAGCAACAGUGCCUCAGUGCGCCUCCAAGGAGGAGGACCUGGGCUGGGGUCUGUGGGCACUGGCUCAGGUCCAUGCCUUGUUUGCCAAUCAAAGCCAGGGUCUUACUUGGGGUAUUUUUCAUGAUGUGUGUGAAUGCAUAUUUUGUGGCCUCAGCUGAAUGCCUCCUGUGGGGAAAGGGGUGGGAAUGACAGUCAUCAUCAGGGCCUGGGGCUUGGGAAAACUUGGCUGAAUAAAGAUUCAAGACUCUC
Molecule: messenger RNA, 2424 nt
Organism: Myotis brandtii (Brandt's bat)
Lineage: Eukaryota; Metazoa; Chordata; Mammalia; Chiroptera; Vespertilionidae
Gene: RASSF1
Product: Ras association (RalGDS/AF-6) domain family member 1
Exons: 4
Coding region: 807-1715 (302 amino acids)
Biological process (GO): Ras protein signal transduction
Cellular component (GO): nucleus; microtubule cytoskeleton
Source: RefSeq, a predicted model, not a curated record